AGUUUACUGUUGACCAGCAACCUGUCGAGUCUGAUAGAUUUUACCAUAACCUAUACCACAAAAUUGAUUUUUCAGAUUUUUUGGUUAAUCGACUCUUUAAUUUUGUUUUGGGAAACACGUCAACAUGACGUCCAUUUUGUUUGGUAACCCGAAGAUGAUUUUGCCGUACGAGUGGAUUCUGGAGAAUAUCGAGGAAGAACCAAUGACGAUCGCGUCGAAUAUGAUUUUAUUUCGUGGCAAAAGAGUUUUCCGUGUGGGUUUGAAGAAUCACGCACUGAAUCCCGUUUUGUUUUUGUUGGCAAUUGAUCUCGAUAAAAUCGGUAUGAAAGUGGAAGAUGUCAUGUACGGAAAACCAGGUAUUGACAAUGGAGUAGCAAAGAUGGCGAAAUUGAAAAACCAGGACAUCGGUGAUGAAGGAAGUUUACAGCUAUUCACCAUAAAAUUUCCUAAAAAGAAGUUCGUUGGAAAAUUCAAAAUUAUGUUUCGAAUUUGCAUUGGAGGAACUGAUCCCGGCUAUUCCUAUCAACUCUGCGAUCGUCUUGCCAAGGAUCAAUUAUGGGCUGCUCUCAAAAAUCAACAGGAUCUGCUCGACGUUGUUUUUAUCGUGAAAGACAAGACAUUCCCUGCAAACAGAGCCAUUCUUGCUGCCCGAAGUCCCGUGUUUGCAGACGAAUUCGAAAAAAUUCAACUAGACGUUCCUCAUCAGAUCCGAAUGGAUGGAGCAAAACCUUCAACUGUGUUGAAUUUUCUGCACUUCAUUUACACAGGAGAACCGAUGGAAACGUUGGCAGAUGAAGAAUUGCUCAAAUUAGCUGAUCACUACAAACUAAAAACUCUGACUGGACUAUGUAAACUUGCUCUGAAGAAAACAGGUGCCAUGCAAAUGGCGAAAGUCAUCAAAUAUUUAAACAGCAACGCCGAAGAUCUUACCUCUUCCAAAAUCAUACCAGAGGAAGAAACGGAAAUAAUUUUUGAUCGAACGACGCCUACCUUUCGAUGCCCUUGGCUAUUGAAAAAAGCUGAAAAUGGCCAAACCAUAUGUGUGAUGCAGUAUCAAAAUGAGGAUAUUUUUAUUUCUUACUUCACUGAAGAAAAACAAAUUGAUUUGCAAUUGAACCAAGGCGAUUACGGUAAACUUGUGAUUCAUUUUGCAUGUGCCAAGCAUCGAAGAUUCGGUUUGAAAGUUGAGGAUGUCUACUGCGGCAUGCAGCAAUCAGGCACGCGAGGAUAUAAAAUAUGGUUAAAAAUGGAACCGAAAUAUCACCAGGAAAACGCAGAACUACUACACUUCACCGUACAAGCUCUUUUUGAUUUCAGCCAAGGAAAACUUGAAUCUCGAGUAUACUUUCAUAUUAAAACGGUCAGCACGAUAAGCAAUUAUUACUACGAGAUGAUGGACGACAAAUGGCCGACAGAUUUUUGGAUGGCAGCUUUAAAUCAGAAGUUAACGGAUGUCGAAAUCUUAGUCGGGACUGUUAAGCUGAUGGAAGCCCACCGAGUUAUUUUAUGCGCCCGGAGUCCUGUCCUGAAUUCUUCUUUGAACAAGAUCAACCACACCGGGAAAUCCAUCGUCACAUUCGAGGCGGAAUUCGAUGUCGAGAUUGUCAAGAAUUUCCUAAAUUUCCUUUACACCGGAUCUUUAAAAACGACUGACGGCGGCCAUCAACUUGGUAAAUUGGCGACUAUGUAUGAAGUGGAGACAUUGACAAAUGUGUGUCAACUAAUUAAUCGCGUACCAGAUAUUAAAGAACUGAGCGACUCUCUCUUACAGGUAGAAUCAUCAAUACAGUUGCCGUAAUUCGUUAAUUGAAGAUUAUACAUGUGUUGUGUAUUUAAUUAUUUAAGUAAUGCAAAUACAGAAUUUCAUGUAUGAUAUUUG
Molecule: messenger RNA, 1879 nt
Organism: Daphnia pulex (common water flea)
Lineage: Eukaryota; Metazoa; Arthropoda; Branchiopoda; Diplostraca; Daphniidae
Exons: 3
Coding region: 125-1798 (557 amino acids)
Biological process (GO): regulation of proteolysis; proteasome-mediated ubiquitin-dependent protein catabolic process
Cellular component (GO): cytoplasm; nucleus
Molecular function (GO): ubiquitin protein ligase binding
Source: RefSeq, a predicted model, not a curated record